Penicillium manginii is the source of this 312-nucleotide messenger RNA. RefSeq lists its product as uncharacterized. The record is from RefSeq and is a predicted model, not a curated record. The transcript has 2 exons. The coding region runs from base 1 to 312 and encodes 103 amino acids. Lineage: Eukaryota; Fungi; Ascomycota; Eurotiomycetes; Eurotiales; Aspergillaceae.
AUGACCACCGUGGAUGUCCCGCCGUCCGGGUGGGGCUCAAAGCCCGAGGACCUCGAGCACCUAGAGGACUGGGAGGCGGAGGAUAGUAUGGGCCAACAUCUGUGCGAAGAGAUGAAUCUGGGAAGAGGCCGUCCGAUUAUGUGUCAUUGCACAGAUAAUGCCUACCUGUUUGAAGCCGGUGGAAAGUUUUACUUCUGGUAUUGCGUUGGUCUUGAUCUCUUUGAAAUCAUCUCCCCGAACACUCUGGAGCAGAUCAUCAAGACUAUGAAGGAAAGGGGAGAUGAUGGCGUGAAGACCAAGAAACUCCUAUGA